CGGCAACGUCGACAACUAGCAGUACAGCCACCACCUCGACCUCAUCUGCAACAGCGACCACUACUACCACAGCUGCCACUUCGACCUCAACUGCAACAGCGACGUCGACAACCAGCACUGCAGGUGCCACUUCGACCUCAGCUACAACAGCGAUGUCGACAAGCAGUAUUACAGCCACGACUUUGACCUCAACUACAACAGCGACCACUACUACCACAGCUACCACUACGACCUCAAGUACAACAGGAACGUCGACAACUUGCUGUACAGCCACCACCUCGGCCUCAACAACAACAGCAACGUCGACAACUAGCACUACAGCCACCACCUGGACCUCAACUACAACAGCGACGUCGGCAACCAACACGACAGCUACGACUUCGACCUCAGCUACAACAGCAGCUUCGACCUCAGCUACGAUGGUGACGUCUAGUACCAGCACUACAGGGUCCGCUUCGACCUCAACUACGACGGCGAGUUCGCCAACCAGCACGAAAGCUACCACAUCGACCUCAGCCACAUCGGCGACGUCCACAUCCGUCAUCACGGAUGCUUCAAGCUCAACUGGAAGAACAACCAGCGCGCGGUGUAGUUCGGGCGCAACCACGAGUGCAAGGAUAAAUCCGCCUAUUGCGGUUAGUAGUGUCGUAUCCUUUUGCGGUUGUUCGAAUUUGAGCUUGUCCUUGACUAGUAUCUCGUUCGAUAUGACGAAUGCUAUCUAUCAAUGGGAAUCUUCGCCAGCCGGUCAGAAUGUUUGGCUUAAUAUUAGCACACCGGAUGCUGCUUCGGCGUGGGCUGUAGGAGGCCAAGCAGAGUCAACUGAUUAUCGGUGUGAAGUGUUGGUUUUGUGUCCGUCACUGUUGAAUUUGAUGUCGUCGAUUGUAACUGUUCCGAAUGCCUUCUGCGCACCAAAUGUGGUCAGUUGUGUUGCGGGUGAUUAUAUAAACGAUUUUGUUUUGAUAGGGGAGACGGGCACACAGAUCUAUGAUUUGGCGACGGGUUGUGCGGCAAAUGGUUACGAUAACCGAACUAACGAAUCAGUCAGUUUGGCGGGAAACAUGAGCUAUGUUGCUUUGGUAUCAACAAACUACACGUCGGGUGAGAGGUUCGCGAUCUGGAUUGAUUUCGAUGAUAACUUUGUUUUUGAUUCAUCGGAACAAGUAGCAAAUCGAAUGUUAAAUUCAACGCUUGAUACGCCUGUUAUUGUAUCUAUCCCUCCCAUUGGUCUGGUAGCCAAAACUGGUGUUCAUCGAAUGAGAGCAACAUUAUCCUUCGUAUCCGUACCUAAUCCCUGCAGUCCAAAUACUACGUUCGGCAGAACGUUGGGCGAAACACAUGAUUAUGCAGUGAAUAUUUUAACAUAUACACGUAAGUUAUAUCAUCGAUAG
Messenger RNA from Didymodactylos carnosus, 1388 nucleotides. Lineage: Eukaryota; Metazoa; Rotifera; Eurotatoria; Philodinida; Philodinidae. The record is from the annotation of a GenBank genome assembly.